ACUAAAAAUUCCAACCAACCACUAGACAUUGAUCAUCAAACUUCAUUGCCAAAAAAAAACAAGAAAAACACAUCCUAUACAACAAACAAAAACUAUGUCUUGCACAAGCUCAAAUCUUCUCUUAAGCCCAAUCUCAAACCGAACCACGCGUCACGUAACCGCGGUCUCAUCGUACAACCCACAAUCUCCAAAACCUGCCCAAAAUGUUUCAGUUCAAUGCAAUGAUCAAAAAACCAGGAGACAACUUUUGUUUCUAAUGACAGCAAUGACAUCAGUGACAACAAUGGAGAGGGUGUCAUUAGCUGAAGAUAUAGGACUAUUUGGGUUAAGGAAAAAAAUUAAGAAAGUUGAAGAGGAAGCUGAGGAGAUAGUUAAGGAAGGAAUAGAGACAGCUGAGAAAGGAAUUGAGGCGGCCGAACGAGGAAUCGAAGGCGCGGAAAAGGAGAUAGAGAGUGAUAUUGACACCGGGUUUGGUGGUGGGUUGGGUCAGGCUGGUGUGGUUCUUGGUGCUGAGGCUGUUGCUGUUUUUGUUGCUAGUUCGGUUGUUAAUGGAAUUUUAGGACCCGAAAGUAAUUAAUUUAAUGAUAUUGUUUCUGAUUUUUGUGGUAAUCAGAGGUUUAUAUUGUAUUUUGUAUUAUGUACCAGUAAUUAGUUACUCAUGAUUGUAAUGAGUAAAUUACAGCCACUAUUGGAAAGGUUUUUAAUAAAAAAAAAUUUUCAUUUGGCCCUUGA
Messenger RNA from Erigeron canadensis, 732 nucleotides. RefSeq lists its product as uncharacterized. The coding region runs from base 95 to 577 and encodes 160 amino acids. NCBI's taxonomy places the organism in Eukaryota, Viridiplantae, Streptophyta, Magnoliopsida, Asterales, Asteraceae. The record is from RefSeq and is a predicted model, not a curated record. Gene Ontology annotation, cellular component: chloroplast thylakoid. The transcript has a single exon.